AUCACAGACCGCCGAGGUCAGAGUUGAAGGGUUAAAUCCAACAUGGCGGCUAACAAACGAGUGCUGUAUGUCGGUGGUCUGGCAGAAGAAGUGGAUGAGAAGGUGUUACAUGCUGCUUUUAUUCCGUUUGGAGACAUCACAGACAUCCAGAUACCUCUCGACUAUGAAACAGAAAAGCACAGAGGAUUUGCUUUCAUUGAAUUUGAGCUGGCAGAGGAUGCUGCAGCAGCUAUUGAUAACAUGAAUGAGUCUGAACUUUUUGGACGGACUAUCCGUGUCAACAUUGCCAAGCCCAUGAGAAUCAAAGAAGGUUCCUCUCGACCAGUGUGGUCGGACGAUGACUGGCUGAAGAAGUUCUCGGGAAAGACUGCAGAGGAAGCUGAGGGAGAGACAGCAGCUGGAGAAACUACCAACACUGCAGCACAAGAGGCUGAGCCCCCAGCGAAAAAAGGCAGAGUAAAUCCACAGGUCUACAUGGACAUUAAGAUCGGCAACAAGCCGGCAGGAAGACUGCGCUUCCUCCUCCGGGCGGAUAUAGUUCCCAUGACUGCAGAAAACUUCCGCUGCUUGUGCACACAUGAGGGUUUUGGCUACAAGGGCAGCAGCUUCCACCGCAUCAUCCCUCAGUUCAUGUGCCAAGGAGGAGACUUCACCAACCACAACGGCACCGGCGGCAAGUCCAUCUACGGCCGGAAGUUUGAUGAUGAAAACUUUGUCCUCAAACACACCGCUCCAGGACAGCUGUCUAUGGCCAACUCUGGGUCAAACACUAAUGGCUCUCAGUUCUUCAUCACCACUGACAAAACAGACUGGCUGGACGGCAAACAUGUGGUGUUUGGAGAGAUGGUGGAAGGAAUGGAUGUGCUCCGAGCAAUGGAGGCGCAGGGAUCAAAAGACGGCAAGCCGAAGCAGAAAGUGAUCAUCUCCGACUGUGGAGAAUAUGUGUGAAUGAAAAACAAAGUGUGUGCUUGUUUUGUAUGCGUGUAUGAAGGCAGAGUGCGUCUGAGAGCAAGAGUGUGUUCAUGGUCUUUUGUACAUCUUCUGCCAUGUAAAUAUUUCAGUAAACACAUUUUUAUAAAGAAAGCAUAACUUGA
This is a messenger RNA of Acanthochromis polyacanthus (spiny chromis), 1094 nucleotides long. RefSeq names its product peptidylprolyl isomerase E (cyclophilin E) (gene ppie). Gene Ontology annotation, molecular function: RNA binding; peptidyl-prolyl cis-trans isomerase activity. Gene Ontology annotation, cellular component: intracellular membrane-bounded organelle. The record is from RefSeq and is a predicted model, not a curated record. Gene Ontology annotation, biological process: protein folding; protein peptidyl-prolyl isomerization. NCBI's taxonomy places the organism in Eukaryota, Metazoa, Chordata, Actinopteri, Pomacentridae.